AUGUCCCAUAUCCGUCACUGUCCAGAGUUCCAGCUCGCUCGCUCGGAUUCAAAAAACCCAGCAACGACCUGCCAAGGGCUGACUGCUGAUGGCCGAAGAUGCCGACGAACAGUGAUACCUACUGCGUCGAGCAAGCAAGAUGACUCUCAACGACGAAGAGAUGGUGAUAGUAGAGGAGAUCACAUCACGAUAGAGACGCCGGGCGGCUUGUUUUGCUGGCAACAUAAGACUCAAGGUGAAGCAUUGUCACUUUCGAGGCCGAGACCAUCCAGACUACUAAGACCACGAUCCAGUCUGGAUACGCUCAUCGAACGCGUGGGCAAGCUGUCUGUGGAUGAAGUGCACUCUGUACGCGGUAGUGCUGGCGUUUCGGAGGUCAAUGUUGAUCGAAAUGGAGCGUCUGGCCGUCGCUCGGCAGAUGGAUCAUAUAGAAGGACAGAGCAGGUGGCUGGUAUAGCUACGCUUCAUGUUCCAAAGGCCCCAAAGAAGAAGCCAAAGCAGCGCAUGAAGUUUGUCUGUUUCUUUGCCCCCCUUGAUAGCGAUGAUGAGCAUCAUUCUGUCCCCAGGAGAAGCUCGCAUGUCCGGCCCGCGCCAAAUCUGGGUGAUCCGGUUCCACAACCGCUGCCGAACGGUAGUGGGCGCCGACAUGCUAGACCAGAUCAUGAACGGGACUCCUACCGUCAUAAUAGAUCUAGCUGGGCAGAAUACACCCCGUCUAGGAGGAAGCAGCUUCUGCCCACUGUCGAGGAGCCUUCGCCUUCCAACAAUCAACCACUUCGCCAUUCACUUUCUGCCAGACGCGGCCCAUCACAGACAGAAUACCUUCUCUCUUGGAUUCCAUCAAGUCUAUCACCCGACACAACAUCAAAACUACUUCAGCGACUCGCAGAGCCUCCGUCACCCGCCGAUGAAGCGGGAUAUAUCUAUAUAUACUGCGUGACACCUAGAGACUCCCAGCCUCAAGCAGACGCAACUGCUUCUUUAAUACCGUCGUCUCCCGAUAGACAUGAAGCCAGAAGGAGACGAACAAGUGACAUCAUGUCCUCUGCCGGCAUUGCUCCUACGUCCCGCAUCACAAGACACGACCCAGCCGGCAGACGAACUGCAACCACCAUAACCCUGAAGAUAGGUCGUGCAGUCAACGUCUGUCGUCGACUGACCCAGCAAUGCUCCCAUAACCUAACGCUUAUCCGAUACUAUCCCUACCACCCUUCAUCUGGGGCAGCGUCCUUGGAUCUUCCACAGAAGGCUCCAAAUGUGCAUAGACUAGAGCGAUUAGUGCACCUUGAACUGGCUGACAUCCGAGUAAAACCUGGUCAACCGUGUGAGGAGUGUGGGAGGAAACACCAAGAGUAUUUCGAGGUUGAGGCGAGCAGAGAGCAGCUCAGGAGGGUGGACGAGUGCGUUAGGAGAUGGGUUGAAUAUAGCCAGCUCAACCCAACGAGCUGA
Molecule: messenger RNA, 1449 nt
Organism: Trichophyton rubrum CBS 118892
Lineage: Eukaryota; Fungi; Ascomycota; Eurotiomycetes; Onygenales; Arthrodermataceae
Exons: 1
Coding region: 1-1449 (482 amino acids)
Source: RefSeq, a predicted model, not a curated record